GCACCGUCUGAUUUUGCCCGAUUGCUUGCAGGAGGAGGCCGAUGUCCAAGGCGGGGUCGCACGCCUCCCUGGCGCUCAGCAGGCGAGGGCUAUCCGCCCACUCCCACCUGGACGACGGGGCGGCCUCAAAGGUCACCGCCAUGUCCGACCUCGGCCACCCGUACUACCCGGGGCCCGGGCCCGGCCUCGGCCACGGCCCCGGCCUGCCCGACUUGGGCCACGGCGCCGAGAGCACCCCGUUCCCCUACCCCCACCUGCAGGUCCGCGGCCUGGAGGUGGAGGCGCGGCGCAGCAAGCGCCAGCUGCUCCUGCAAGGCGUCUCCCUGGAGGUGCGCGGCGGCGAGCUCAUGGCUAUCAUGGCCACCUCCGCGGAGGAGGGUACGGCGCUGCUCGACACCCUGGCCGGCUGCCCGUCGCGACUCGCGGGCCGCGUGCACGGCGACAUCCUGCUGAACGGGCAGUGCAUGCCCAGGCGGUCGCUCAGCAACCGUGUGGCGUACGUGCGCAGCGAGCGCACCCUCAACCCGUACCUGAGCGUGGAGCAGACCCUGUACUUCACCAACUGGCUGCGGCAGCCGGGCUACCAGGGCGCCAAGACGGACACCAAGGACCGGGUCGCGGCCCUGGUGGAGGACCUGGGCCUGGAGCAGGUGCGCCACACCAAGGUGUGGUCGCUGACCACCUCGGAGCAGCGGCGGCUGGCCGUCGCGGCGCAGCUGCUGCUCGACACGGACGUGCUGGUGCUGGACAGACCCACCGCCGGCAUGGACAUCUUCGACACGUUCUUCCUCGUCGAGUUCCUGCGCCAGUGGGCGGGCAACGCGGCGGGCAGCGUGACGGGGCGCGCCGUGGUCAUGACCAUGCACCCGCCCACGUACGAGAUCUUCACGAUGCUGUCGCGCGUGGCGCUGCUGUCCAAGGGCCGCCUCAUGUUCUGCGGGCGCCGCCGGGACAUGCUGCCCUACUUCGCCAGCGCAGAGUACCCCUGCCCGUCGUACAAGAACCCCUCGGACUACUACCUGGACCUGGUGACGCUGGACGACCUGUCCGCUGAGGCCAUGCUCGAGUCGAGCCAACGCAUCGAGCAGCUGGCCGACGUGUUCCGGCGGCGCGAGGAGCCGCUGUCGGACCCGGGCGCGCCCGCGGGGCUGCCGCCCUCGGUGCGCUCCGCCAACGUGCUCAAGCAGGCCGCGGCGCUGCUCGUGUGCUGGACCGUGUACGCGCAGCCCGGCGCGCUCUCCCGCUGGCUGGCCCACCUCGUGCUGGCCGUGGGGCUGUCGCUCUUCCUGGGCGUCGUCUGGUGGGACGUGGCCGCCUCCGACCCGCAGCUCCUCCUGGGCGACCGCAUCGGCUACCUGUACGCCAUGCUCGUGGUGCUGCCGUGGCCGCUGUUGCUGCAGCAGGCGGGUUGGGGCGACACCUGGUGGCGGGCCGUGGCGGACGACAUCCGCGACCGCCUGUACGGCCGGCUGGUGUACAUCCUGUGCCAGAUCCUGUACGGCCUGGUGCCGUCGGCAAUCAUCUGGGCGGGCUACGUGGUCCCCGCGUACACCAUGACGGGCCUGCAGAACCAGGCGACGGACCCCAACGCCUUUUACAUCUACACAGGCUACUCGCUGCUGUACCUGGUGGCCUUGCAGUCCCUGCUGGUGGCGCUAAGCGCCACGCUGCGCUCGCGGCGUGCGGCCGGGCUGGUGGCGGGGCUGGUGCUGCUGCCGCUGGCGCUGCUCUCGGGCCCGCUGCUGCACGAGCGGGACAUGGAGCCCUGGCUGCAGUACGCGGCCCUGGGCUCUCCCAUGCGCUGGGUGCUGCCCACCCUGGUGCGGAGGGAGUACGCGUCGGACGUGGUGGCCGCUAGCGUGGCCAACAUCAUGUGCAGGAACAAGCAGGUGCAACACCAGGACAUCAUCGUGCAACUGCCGUGCCCGCCGCCCAACGUGACCGCCGCGCUGCAGUACCACGGGCUCGGGCCCAGCCUGGACGCGGCCGCGUUGGCCUUGUUGGCCGGCCCAGUGGGCCCUGCGAGCCCCGUGGGUCCGGCGGCGACCAAAGCGGCCCUCUGGCCCGAGCCUGGGGCGCUCGCCUGGCCCGCCAUCGCCCUGGCCGUGUUCUGGGCCACCUUCGCCGUCCUGGCCUGCUUCGUGUUCCCGCUGACGGCACUGCGGCACCGCGCGAGGAGGAGACCAACCAGUCACCGGCCGUAGUCACACCGCGCGCGAUGGAGGCGCGGGGCAGUGUCAACUUUGCAAUCUUAAAGCGUUGAUAAUUUAAGAUUUUAAAAGUUUGAACGAAACUUAUUUCUAUGAAUUCGCAUAUUUCUGUUUUCUUAAUUCACCUGUAAUUUCAAAGACAAAGCAGUUGGUCCCCACAAGAAAAAGAAAACGUACUCCUCGCAUAUUACCAGGUGGCUGAUUAACCCCGCUAACUUACGGGUCGAGCGUGUAGGCAACCCGCUCGCACUCGCGCAUGCGGUACAGUAUAACUACAUAAGUGAGCUGGGUUAAACAACCACCUGGUUUAUGUCACAGUUAAAAUUUAUUUUAAAUAUAUAUUCUCAGGUAAACUUGACUUUGCUAUCCAGCCCUUCUACACUGUCGAUUAUUAUUGGUCCUGUAAUAAAGAAAGCUGCCAUUUUGUGUCUUAGUGUAAGGAAUCUCAGUGUAGCAAUGUUUGACUUCAUCAUCUGGAUUAAAAUUGUAAGUUUAUACAGGUUUUAAUGUUAUAAUCUAGGUAGGUAGAUAGGUAGAGUAUUUAUUUUAAAGCAGUAUGUCAGCCACUUUCUUGAAGUGGGCGACAUACUGGGCGAGCUUUGUGCGCGGGGCGGCUGUCCCGGGCUGGCCCCCCGCUCGAUGCUCCAAAGUCUGUUAUUGUUCUGCUCAAAUUAUCGAUACUUCGUCGCUCAUUACGUCCUCUGACUGUUGUACAUUUGUCUAAAAUAAAAUGCCUUCCGCGCACUUCCCAGUUGGAUGUUUGACGAGAGUUGGGAAAUCAUUGUUAUUUUGUUGUUGUCCUUUUUUGCCAGUAUUCGCUUAUCCAACUGCGUCCGUACAAUAGACAGACGAACCAAACCCCCGCCGGGUACGUGAGCCGUGGCACGGCCUGUGAAACCAUACACCAGCUAAGGCAGUCAAGCAGUCAUGUCGUUGUUGUCACUUCAUGAUACAUUGUUGUGUUUUAUACAAAAAUAGUUGUAAAUAAAUUAUAAAAAAUGAUAAU
Molecule: messenger RNA, 3216 nt
Organism: Frankliniella occidentalis (western flower thrips)
Lineage: Eukaryota; Metazoa; Arthropoda; Insecta; Thysanoptera; Thripidae
Product: ATP-binding cassette sub-family G member 5
Exons: 7
Coding region: 42-2204 (720 amino acids)
Cellular component (GO): plasma membrane
Molecular function (GO): ATP hydrolysis activity; ATP binding; ABC-type transporter activity
Source: RefSeq, a predicted model, not a curated record